This is a messenger RNA of Chinchilla lanigera (long-tailed chinchilla), 2432 nucleotides long. It is a transcript of the gene P4ha2, whose product is annotated as prolyl 4-hydroxylase, alpha polypeptide II. Gene Ontology annotation, biological process: peptidyl-proline hydroxylation to 4-hydroxy-L-proline. The record is from RefSeq and is a predicted model, not a curated record. Gene Ontology annotation, cellular component: endoplasmic reticulum. Gene Ontology annotation, molecular function: protein binding; procollagen-proline 4-dioxygenase activity; iron ion binding. The transcript is spliced from 16 exons. Bases 427 to 2052 code for a protein of 541 amino acids. NCBI's taxonomy places the organism in Eukaryota, Metazoa, Chordata, Mammalia, Rodentia, Chinchillidae.
GCGUGGGAACCGCUGGCCGCCAGGGCUUCCUCCUGCUCAGGCCGAGCUCUGCCCUUCGGGCCUGCGUGCCGAGGAUAGUCUGGGCAACCGGUCGGCCGCUGCGCCCCCGGGCGUGGCAUCCUCUGCCUGCCCCGGUUCGGUGGCUUCCUGCUCCGCAGUCCCCCGCGCUCACCCACCAGCGGUGCCCGCGCCUGGCAGGCUGGGUCCGCAGGCCCCGGCUCCAUCUCCAGGCAGGAGCCCCAGGGCCCCGUGCCCCUCAAGCCUUGCCCUGGGGUCUGACCCGCCCGGGGGCCGCAGCCUCCUGCGACCUGGAGCAGUUGCGGAGACCCAUGGUGGUUAAUUAACCGGUUCGACAAAAGACACUUUCUGUGUGCCAGAAUUUGCAAGGAGUUGCUAGCGCAGUGGGCACGCGGACUGUAAGACCCGAUGCUACCCUCUCUGACCAUGAAACUCCAGGUGUCCACGUGGCUGAUGGCCUGUGUUGGUGUCCUGAGCUGCGUGCAGGCUGAAUUUUUCACUUCUGUUGGGCACAUGACUGACUUGAUUUAUGCGGAGAAGGACCUGGUGCAGUCUCUGAAGAAGUACAUCCUUGAGGAGGAAGCCAAGCUCUCCAAGCUGAAGAGUUGGGCCAGCAAAAUGGAAGCCCUGACCAGCAAGUCGGCCGCGGACCCUGAGGGCUACGUAGCCCACCCCGUGAACGCCUAUAAACUGGUGAAGCGGCUGAAUACAGACUGGCCUGCCCUGGAGGACCUUGUUCUGCAGGACGCGGCUGCCGGUUUUAUUGCCAACCUCUCCGUGCAGCGGCAGUUCUUUCCCACUGAUGAGGAUGAGUCAGGAGCUGCUAAAGCCCUGAUGAGACUCCAGGACACAUACAAACUCGACCCAGGCAUGAUUUCCAGAGGGGAAAUUCCAGGCACCAAGUACCAGGCAAUGCUGAGUGUGGACGACUGCUUUGGGAUGGGCCGCUCAGCCUACAACGAAGGAGACUAUUAUCAUACGGUGCUGUGGAUGGAGCAGGCGCUCAAGCAGCUUGAUGCCGGGGAGGAGGCCACUGUAGCCAAGUCCGAGGUGCUGGACUACCUUAGCUACGCUGUCUUCCAGUUGGGUGACCUGCACCGUGCCCUGGAGCUCACCCGCCGCCUGCUGUCCCUUGACCCGAGCCAUGAGCGAGCUGGAGGGAAUCUGCGGUAUUUUGAGCGGUUGCUGGAGGAAGAAAGAGGAAAACCAUUGUCAAAUCAGACAGAAGCAGCGCUCGCAGCCCAGGAAGGCGUCUAUGAGAGGCCGGUGGAUUACCUGCCCGAGAGGGAGGUGUACGAGAGCCUCUGUCGCGGGGAGGGCGUCAAGCUGACACCCCAGAGGCGGAAGAGGCUGUUCUGCAGAUACCACCACGGCAACAGGGCGCCGGAGCUGCUUAUUGCCCCCUUCAAAGAGGAGGAUGAGUGGGACAGCCCGCGCAUUGUCAGGUACUACGAGGUCAUGUCGGACGAGGAGAUCGAGAGGAUCAAGGAGAUCGCAAAGCCCAAGCUGGCACGAGCCACUGUGCGUGAUCCCAAGACAGGUGUCCUCACAGUCGCCAGCUACAGAGUUUCCAAAAGCUCCUGGCUGGAGGAAGAGGACGACCCUGUCGUGGCGCGGGUGAAUCGUCGGAUGCAGCACAUCACAGGGUUAACAGUAGAGACUGCAGAAUUACUGCAGGUCGCAAAUUACGGAAUGGGAGGACAGUAUGAGCCGCACUUUGACUUCUCCAGGAACCAUGAGCGAGAUGCUUUCAAGCGUUUAGGGACUGGGAAUCGUGUGGCCACAUUCUUAAACUACAUGAGUGACGUAGAAGCUGGUGGAGCCACCGUCUUCCCUGACCUUGGAGCUGCACUUUGGCCCAAGAAGGGCACAGCUGUAUUCUGGUACAACCUUUUGCGGAGUGGAGAGGGCGACUACAGAACGAGGCAUGCGGCCUGCCCCGUGCUGGUGGGCUGCAAGUGGGUCUCCAAUAAGUGGUUCCAUGAACGAGGACAGGAGUUCUUGAGGCCUUGUGGAUCAACGGAAGUUGACUGAUGUCCUUUCCUGCCCUUCCCCUUCCUGGCCCCAUGCCUCAAGUCAUCUUCAAGUUCAGCGCAACAGACACCUUUCUGCUCCUGUCAGGCAGGGUGUUGGAGGAGUCAGUGUUUGUCUGGAGUGGGCGAGUCCAGUGUGCCCCGGGUCCCAGCCUCUUCGUCAGCUGUGUCACCCCCGGCUCCAGGAGCAGCACUGGAGCGGCUGCAGUAGAGCCAGGCUGCCCUGCACCCCGGAAGGUGCCUCUGUACCUCAGACGACGUCGGUGAGAGAUGUUUCAGUGAACCAAAGUUCUGAUACCUUGUUUACAUGUUUGUUUUUAUGGUGUUUCUGUAAGUUGUGGCUUAACCAGAAAAUAAAAUGUCCUUGCCAGAAGCCUUAAA